Molecule: messenger RNA, 618 nt
Organism: Exophiala spinifera
Lineage: Eukaryota; Fungi; Ascomycota; Eurotiomycetes; Chaetothyriales; Herpotrichiellaceae
Exons: 3
Coding region: 1-618 (205 amino acids)
Source: RefSeq, a predicted model, not a curated record
AUGCCGCCACCAACUGCCAACACGGGCAUUGUCCUCAUUGACCCGUACAAUGACUUUCUCCAUCCAGAAGGCAAAAUGUACUUUGCCACAAAGGAAGAUCUUGGGCGCAAAAACACCAUUGCCCAUUUGAAAGAGCUCGUGGCAUUUGCUCGGUCGAGAAAAAUCCCGAUCUACUACGGCCUCCACCAACAGUACAAGCCUGGGUUUUUCGAUGGCUGGAAGCACAUGGCUCAUAUCCACGAAAACAUCAAGAAGACGGCUACAUUCGCCGAAGGAAGCUUCGGCGCCGAGAUCUACCAAGGACUUGAACCGAGUCUGGAGAACGGGGACGUUGUCGUGAGCAAACAUUGGAACAGCAGCUCUUUCCAAAACACGGAUCUCGAUUUUCAACUGCGUCAACGCGACAUCACGCACCUUGUUCUGGCUGGAAUGACGGCCAACACCUGCCUCGAAUCUACGGCCAGGUAUGCAUAUGAGUUGGGCUAUCACGUUACGCUCUUAACGGACGCGACCGCCGGCUUUGAUCCCAAAGCAACCGACGCGGCCACCGAAAUCAUCUGGCCGAUCUUUGCAUCCGAGGUCACAACUGUUCGAGGUUUCAUUGACAAAUCCACAUGA